AUGUCUGACUGGGACGCUAAACUUGUCAUCGGGUCGAAGGCCAAAGUUCCCAAAGUCACACGAUCAGAAUCGGAGCUCAACUCUGCUCGCCGCUCUGGAGCCGUCGUUUCCAGCGACAAGAAGAUCACUGCGGGUUCGAACAAGGCGCAUGCAGGCACCGACCACCAGCGGAUAGCCAAGCUCGACCGUGAGAACGAGGUUGCACCACCGACCAAGGUGGCUCCGUCUGUUGGACGUGCAAUCAUGGACGCGCGUGCUUCACUCACCCCACCGCUGUCGCAGAAGGAUCUCGCGCAGAAGAUUAACGAGAAACCAUCUGUCAUCGCCGACUACGAGUCUGGUCGGGCUAUUCCGAACCCGCAGGUUCUGGGCAAGAUGGAGCGCAUCCUUAAGGUGAAACUGAGAGGUGCGGACGUCGGCAAGAAGCUCGACACGCCUGGGGCGAAGAAAUAG
Dacryopinax primogenitus is the source of this 453-nucleotide messenger RNA. RefSeq names its product ylMBF1. The record is from RefSeq and is a predicted model, not a curated record. Gene Ontology annotation, molecular function: DNA binding. Lineage: Eukaryota; Fungi; Basidiomycota; Dacrymycetes; Dacrymycetales; Dacrymycetaceae. Gene Ontology annotation, cellular component: nucleus. Bases 1 to 453 code for a protein of 150 amino acids. The transcript is spliced from 4 exons.